UUGGACGAUCAGUUGGUCGAUCAGUUGGUCGAUCAGUUUGACGAUCAGUUGGUCGAUCAGUUGGACGAUCAGUGGGUCGACCAGUUGGACGAUCAGUUGGUCGAUCAGUUGGUCGACCAGUUGGACGAUCAGUUGGUCGACCAGUUGGAUGAUCAGUUGGUCGAUCAGUUGGACGAUCAGUUGGUCGACCAGUUGGACGAUCAGUUGGUCGAUCAGUUGGUGGAUCAGUUUGACGAUCAGUUGGUCGAUCAGUUGGACGAUCGGUUGGUCGAUCAGUUGGACGAUCGGUUGGACGAUCAGUUGGACGAUCAGUUGGACGAUCAGUUGGACGAUCAGUUGGUCGACCAGUUGGUCGACCAGUUGGACGACCAGUAG
Danaus chrysippus (African queen) is the source of this 375-nucleotide messenger RNA. NCBI's taxonomy places the organism in Eukaryota, Metazoa, Arthropoda, Insecta, Lepidoptera, Nymphalidae. The record is from the annotation of a GenBank genome assembly.